This is a messenger RNA of Venturia canescens, 6662 nucleotides long. RefSeq names its product solute carrier family 22 member 15-like. Gene Ontology annotation, biological process: transmembrane transport. The record is from RefSeq and is a predicted model, not a curated record. Bases 2595 to 3422 code for a protein of 275 amino acids. Gene Ontology annotation, cellular component: membrane. The transcript is spliced from 5 exons. Lineage: Eukaryota; Metazoa; Arthropoda; Insecta; Hymenoptera; Ichneumonidae. Gene Ontology annotation, molecular function: transmembrane transporter activity.
CGGCGUACUCGGGGAGUCGUAUACGAGCGCGCGCUCAGCUCUAUAUACGUGUGGCUUUAGCUGUCCUCGACUCCUUCGCUAUUCCGGGUUAACCGACCUUCUCCACACCCUAGCAACGCUUGUCUAGAUGACGUGAAACUGGGUCUUGGUUCAAGGUCGAGAACCUCUCGACUAGUGAGAACGCGGUGGCCUCAACCCCCGUGCUACAAACUCCGCUAUACUAUGGCCUUCGAUUACUCCAUCGGAUCCAUUCGCGUCCUGCGACGAAUACCGUUUUUUCAUGCUUCUGCGAACGGACCUCAACCGAAAAAACGGCACUUCGGACUUGUCGCCAUUCAAGGGUUCGAACGAAACUUGAACGUUUCAUUCAUCAUUUUCCGCAGCGACGCCCCAAAUUUCGGGAAUUUUUGUUUUUACGGCCAGUUUCGAAUGGACGUUAUCCCGAAGAAAGCCUGAUCCAGAAAGUGCCUUUAACGCACUAUUGUUGCACGAAUUGAGCCUUGAAAUAUAUGAGAACUAAACAAACAACGCUUUCAUCACCAUUAUUUUCUACACUGUUAUUCGCUUCUUUAGUUUUCUCUCUAUAAAACAUGUUUCAAUUUAUUAUUCUUUGUUAGAAUAUUUGAGUAAGCGAAAGAUGCAAAGCCGAAGUUUUCCGGUAGGAUGAGCCAUUUCCCAUGUUCAGAGUAAACGAAAAGGUCGAGCGGAAUGAGUUAAUUUAAUAUUUCAAGCGCCCCUGCCAAAGCUGGCCCAGACUAGUUCAGUUUUUUUUAUGAUCAUUUCCAUUAUUCGUGGUUGCUUUGACCUUUUGUACGUUCUAGAUGACCCGAGGACUUUUCCUGUGGAAGCAGCCUGAUCCGUCGAGAGGUUUCCCUCCUUGGAAUGUUCGCCCAUGGUGAUAGGUCAAGUUCACAGUUCAAGGCUCAAGGUUCGAAGACCCUAAACGUAUAUACGUGUAUAUUUGGCCAGAAGGGAGAAAAUAGGGAGGUUUAGAAAAGGACAGAAGCCGGACUGCUUUACGGCCACGUUGGAAGUGUGGGUGCUCGAGCGAGGAGAGAAAGAGAGAGCGAGGCUCGAGCAGGCGCUGGUGGUGCGCAAGACGCGCUUUUCCCAUUCACAGGAGCAUCCAGCCAAGAGCUCAGAUAAAUCAGCCUGCCCUGCGGCUUUAUCCCCGUGGUUUAGUCUGUUUUUCAUACCCUUGUUGGUGGAAUCUCCUCUUGACGAAGGCCUCAAAGGAGCCGGAAGUUCGAGCCUUAUCAACGAUCACGAAAGAUCGUCUCAAGAAAAUUCGGCUAAAAUUUGACGACGAUUAACGAGCAAUGCUUCCUCCAUUCGUUCGGCAAAUGGAUCCCCGUUUCAGCAUUUAUGCCUCUUCGUGGUAACGCAGUAUUGUUUUAUCAGCAGAGUCGGAGAACAAUGAAAAUUCACAUGAAACAUUGACUCGGUUGUUAAAUCGAAUAAUGAAGUCGUAAAACGACUAAUUAAUUAUCUGGCAACAUGCUUUCAUUAAGAAUUGAAAAAUCGCUAUAAUAUCUCUUGAUUAAUAUUGAAUUAAAAGUUAUUUCACAUUUUAAUGGAGCUUCCAUGGACACUCUUCGGAAACUGAAAGCUGCAUUUUGCUGCACCGAGAGAAUCUCAAAGGGCUGUAAAAAGGAUAUUUUUUGGAAAAAAAACGACGAAAGUUUAUUACACGAUUUACGUCGGCGACCAAUUAAUUAUGUACCAAGAGGGUGACUGCACAGAAAAUGAACGAAAUGAAGCAAAGCACUCUCAUUAUACAUUGCCAUGUCCCUAAGCAAUGGACGUAUAUUUAUAUUCAGUUGAUAUGCCAGUGACGGCGUUGCGCUUUCGUGUUUGCUAAACGAAGUGUAUCGUGUUAAAUAAAGCGUCUUUAAUAACGUCAAACAGAAAUUGAACAAACUAUUUCGCUACAUUACGUAUCAUUAUGGUGAUCAAUUUGAAAAAAUAUAACUUGUUAAGCUCGCACUAUUGCUCGACAAAGAGUUCGUGUGUCUGUUCGCGCAAUGAACGCAGAAUAAUUGCUCGUAGAAAAACAGUUUUCGAACGAACGAUCUCUCGUCAGGUGAGAUAACAAUUCGCCGGGAAGCAGCAGCAAACGAUAAAAAAUUUCUUCCCAGCGCGCUCUCGGACUCCGCGGAGAAAUUCAAAGACCCGGUUUAUUAUUUUUAUUUUACUCUCGCAGUCGCAUUCGCUAUCGUAGCAACAGCCGAUUCGAGAAGAGAAGAAUAGAAGGGGUUUGAAAAAAUUGGAAAUUUUUCAAUAUUUUUCAUUGGGUCGGUCCAAACACGAAAUUCCGAAUUUUUUCAUUUUUUUGCACCUGUAAAGAAAAAUGAUGGAAGUAAUCGUGCAGUGGCGCGGUGUUUGAAAGGAGAAAAGUAAAUAACAAUAAAAAUGAUGAAACGUCGAUCGUAAAACCAACUUCAGGGCGUCUCGCUUUUAACCAGCAAAUGGACGCAUCGAAAAAUGUAUUCGCAUACUGACAACGGGUGAACAUGAAUUUAUCGAAUAAUUACCGGAUGCCUGCCAUUCCGACACAAAUCAUCGAGGACAUUUAAAGUUGCGUGACUUUUCUGAUGCGGAGUAUCGCCAAUCUUAUAAAUUGCAGGGAUCCUGAUUUGUUGAAAUUACCAAAGGACUUUAUGGACGCGUCAGUCGGUUCGGGACGAUGGCAAAUUCUGGUUACUCUGAUGCUCAGCUUCAUCACGUUCAUUCAUCUUCUAAACACCGGAAACGAAACCCUCCUGCGUCCGCCUGGCUGGUGGUGCAAGAUGCCCGAUUUCAUUGCCGGUUGGACCGAUGUACAGUGGAUUUUGUACAGUCAUUACAAGGAUUCAUACAAAAGAGCUUGCUCGAAUGGAACAAUCCUCUCGAGUUUGUGGCUGUCCUCGAGUACAUUCGGUCGUAUAGGAGGUUACAUGGUUUUCGGUACUCUGAGCGAUUGGGUGGGUCGGAAAUCGGUGAUUUUUAUAGCCUGCGGAGCAACACCAAUGACAGCUCUGCUCGUGGCGAGUUCCUCGGACUACACGAUCUUCGUAGUGGCGAGUAUAGUUCAUGGAUUUUUCCACGGUGGAUUCGCCGUGUCAAUGAUACUCGUUUUGGAAAUAAGCACGAACUCGUGGAGAACAGGUUUGAUGGCGAUCAGUUGCGGUUCGUUCGCUCUCGGGAUUGGCCUGACUCCGGUGAUAAGCGGCGUCUUUGACUCGUACGACCAGAUGAUCGUCUUCAUAAAUCUCCUCUGCGUCGUGAUGUUCGUGUCGAGUCGUUUCCUCCCGGAAUCGCCAGCUUGGUUGUUCUGCACUCGAGACGCCAAAAGUUUGGCCAAGACGAUACGAACAGCAGCGGAAGUGAACCAGCGUCAAUUGAGUGCUCAAUAUCACGACAAGGUCCGAGGGAAAUCGUAGGAACAGGUGCUGAUGCAAAACGCACCGGAGGCUCGACGUUCGGAGAAGCAGGAGCGUGUAAAGGAGACGAAUUUGAGAGUAACUCUCUUAGAGAUCCGAGUCAGAAGGUGCAGAGCGCGAGAAGCAAAAAAUACUCGGCGCGGCGGUGGCAAAGGGACAGAAGAGCGAGGGAGGGAGAGAGCGAGAGGAAAGGACCUGCUUACCACCUGACGGUGUUUCGGCAACCCGAGAGUCUCUUAGAAGAUUUGGUUGCUCGUAUUUUGUGUAUUAUAUCCUGCGUCGACAGCCCUGGCCAUCCGAUCGUCCCUCUGACUCUGCCUUACAGCGCGAAAUAUUGUAAAUGAAAAAGAAAAAAGGCUGAACGAGCGCGUUAAUAAUGUUAAUAAUAACGAAUGCGAGACGAAGAUAAUGCAAAAGCUGAGGUGGAACUCGCACCGAACUCACGUGAUAUUUAAUCGUUGCAAUUAAAACGAAGAGCCCACGGUGUGAACUUGAUUAACGGGUCACGGUCUCAGACUUGCAUUGAAAAUGACUCGUUACCCAUCCAAUUAGUAUAAUAAACAAGCAGGAAGGGAGCUUUCUGGAAAGGACGACCGAAAAAAUGAUCGUUAACGGGAUCGUGAUCCACGAUCCCGCGGCCAAAGCUGCCGGAAAGGAGGAACGAAUUUUGCGGUUUCGUCCUUCGAUAACCGAGCGUUGAAAUAGACCACUUCCGGUUUCACCGCAACUCGUCCCCCAGCGUUUUUCGUCAGGAAACCUCAGCUCUUUGUUCCUCCUGCUCCGAGCUCAUCUUAUUUCUUCCGUAUAUAUUUGUGGCUGAUCUCGUACACACGGAGACAUUCUCAAUGAAGCCACCGCGCCAUGUUUUAUUGUGAGAGAAAACGAAUGAGCCGGUCUUUUACUCGCGCGAUUAAGGAUUUAACGAGGCGGAGUUUGAAAUUGUUAUCGAACAUGGUAUACGCAUAUAUGGAGCGUGUAACUCAACUAUAUACCUUCUGGCAUGCACCUUAAUUUGCUCACGAAAUGUGAAAUAACCACAAAAUCUACAGGCACGUAUACGAAGCAUUUUUAUUCCGAGUCUGAUUUUAUUAUUAUCAUUAUAUCGAGCCGAAAAUUGCCUCAUUGUUGUGGAGCGAGAGAAAAAGAGAAAGAGGAGAGUUCCGAGUCAGCGUGCAUUACGAGUUUCUGUCUUGUUAGGGAUCUUUGCCCAUAUAAUCUCGAGCUCCGGGGAUCCUUCCUUUUUUCUCUCCCUCUUUGUGGUCUCCUAUAAUAGUUCCCUUUGUCGCCGCGUCUCUUAUUCUUUCGCUACAAAAUCAUCGCAAUUACGAAUUCUUCGAGUCUGAUGCUGUCGCACGAACGUUGCGUGGCGCGUGCUGAAUAAUUUAUGAUAUUUCGCGAUACCGAUUCUCCGCGCCGUCCGUGCGCCGACGCAAUGAUGUUCGAUCGCGAAGCAAACUCGAAAAAUUCGAUGCUCCCUAUAUGGAAAAAGCUUUUUUUAAAAAGCAUUGAAAAUUCUCCAAUCUAGCCUUUUCAUAAUGAAUUGCAUUUUUUUCCAGCCCCGUUCAUUCGUCACCGUUUCAUCGGUGAAGAAAUUCUUCGAAAAAUCUCUCCCUCACCGUUCCCAAAAUAUCUGAUUUUUUAAACGCUUCGUUCCCUCGCUCUCUCUCUCUCUCUCUCUCUCUCUCGUCCGCGCACUCGCAUGACGUUAUCGCAAAGGUUCGUCGAGAAUCGAUGAACCGGGCAUUUAAAUGCGACGCUCAAUUGACACUCGUUUUAGGUGAUUUUACGCGAGAACGAAUACACACAAGCUCUAUGAUACGCACGACAGAGCGAAUGAACAAUGUGCAUCUGGCCCGACUGCAUCGAACAAUGCUUCAAUUUUAAUGUCCUGACGAACAAGAGUCAUACUGAUCAGACACAGAGCCCCGAUAAUUAUGCGAGUCGCGUGUGCCCCGCCGAUAAAUUAACGGCCAGAUGUGUCCCCAUUUUUUGUUGCGUCCGAUACCAUUUUCUUGUAACCCCCAUUUUUCCAAGAAAUCAUUCCUCCAUGAAGCAUGUAACUCGAACCGAUUUUCGAACCUUUCUGGAACUCGUAAAUUCAACAUUUCACAAGAAUGCAAAAUUGCUUCGUAAAGUUUCAUUAUAAUUCUGUCAAGCUUACACUAAUUAGGACCAAUUUCGUUUGCAAUUUCGCUAUUCCUCAACGCGUUCAUGAGCCCAAACCAUCGAUUUUCCGAUAAUUUUAUCCACGAGGCCCAACAAAUUCCGACAAGUUCACGAAUAAAACGUAGUUUUCGGGCAUCUAACAAUCCGUUUAUUUUUUCUUUGAAUACGGACUGCUGCGAAAUAGCUUUGUUGACAGAUGCGAAAUGAGGUAUAUUCGACGCGAUAUAUUUAUGCAGGCUUAUUUAAAGACACGCGUAUAUAUUAAAAGGUACACUUGGCAAACGUGUAAUGGGAUAUAAUAUUAGCUGUACUAUAUUUGUACGAUAAUUUCGAUCUGCGUCGCUUUAUAUAAACUUGACGUCCACUGCGCGUGUCUCAUAUCCCCAUAAAAACUCAUGAAUUAUUCAUUCAUCGUUUUCAUACGUACGUAUAUACACAUAUAUAUGUACGCAAGGAUAUUUACUGGGCGAUAAAACCUGAGAAAGAUCUACGAUCGUUACACUCAAGCCGGGACAUAGUACCUCGCACAUAUAUAUAUACGUAUAAAUAUUCGCGUGGUUACAAGUAUCUGUACGUACGGUUAGCAAAAGCCUAUAAUUAAGAGCACUUUCCUCAGUCAUUCAUUAUCGAUAAUUGGUUUAUUAGCCAACGUGCUACGUUUUUCUUUCGAAUAAAAAGGGGCGAGAGAGAAAAACGAAAAGAAAAUAUGACCGCUAAGUAGGCUCCUUCACGAGAGACGGAAGAAUUGGCAACUUUUGUAUAUCGAAUAUUGAUAAAUCAACGGAAAAUACGCGUGGUAUAAUGUUUCAUUGUAAUUUUCAUAUUUCUUGCAUUAUUUUCGGACGUAAAGAGGCUGUCGAAUUUUCAUGAAUUUCAAUUUGCUUGAGCAAAAUAAAUGAGCGCGGGGAAACGAUGGUGAAAAAAAAAUACGCGAAUUUUCGUAUAUCGAAAAGUGCUUUGAGUGCUUUGAAAUUAUCAUCGAGAAUAUAAUAUUCGACGCGCGCACAUUAAAAAUGGAAGCGUACCUUGAUGGAAAAUUUUCAUGUACUUCGGUGGAAUAAAUUUAAACUAAAU